CCUUGCACACACGAACACAGCCGAUCAGCCGCAGCAGAUCUGAUCAUGGCGGAAUGUGAACGAGUUGACAGGAGUAAUCAAGGCAUGGAUAAAAGCAUUACGCUGCCACCCGACGAAAUCUUUCGGAAUUUGGAAAAUGCAAAGAGGUUUGCAAUCGACAUAGGUGGGUCGCUGACCAAGCUGGCGUAUUACUCCACGGUUCAACAUAAAGUAGCAAAGGUUCGCUCAUUCGACCACAAGGUAAAGGAAGCAGAUGGAGACCCACUCUAUGAGAUCUCAGUGCAGGAGGAGAUCACGGCUCGCCUUCACUUCAUCAAGUUUGAGAAUGCCUACAUUGAAACCUGCCUGGACUUCAUCAAAGACCACCUGGUUAACACAGACACCAAGGUGAUCAAGGCGACAGGUGGAGGGGCCCACAAGUUCAAAGACCUCAUCGAGAAAAAGCUCAAGCUCAAAGUGGACAAGGAGGAUGAGAUGACCUGCCUCAUCAAGGGCUGUAACUUCGUCCUGAGGAACAUCCCUCACGAGGCCUUCGUAUACGCCAAACACGCCGACUCAGAGUUCCGCUUCCAGAACUCCAACCCAGACAUCUUCCCAUACCUGCUCGUCAACAUCGGUUCUGGGGUGUCCAUUGUCAAGGUUGAGUCUGAGGAUAAGUUUGAGCGUAUUGGAGGAAGCUCUAUAGGUGGCGGAACCUUCUGGGGCCUGGGAGCUCUUCUCACUAAAACAAAGAGAUUUGAUGAGCUGCUUCAGUUGGCCUCCAGGGGGCAGCACACCAAUGUUGACAUGCUGGUCAAAGACAUCUAUGGGGGAUCCUAUGGCUCUCUGGGCAUGACUGGAGACCUUAUAGCCAGCAGCUUUGGAAAGUCUGCCACUGCUAACAAAGAGUUCUCUAAAGAGGACAUGGCCAAGAGCCUCCUGCACAUGAUCAGCAACGACAUAGGGCAGCUGGCCUGCCUGUAUGCCAAGCUGCACAAACUGACCAGGGUCUACUUUGGAGGCUUCUUCAUCCGGGGCCACCCUGUCACCAUGCACACCAUCACUUACAGCAUCAACUUCUUCACCAAGGGUGAAGUCCAGGCUCUGUUCCUCAGACACGAGGGCUACCUGGGAGCCAUCGGGGCCUUUCUCAAAGGAGCAGAGGAAGACAAUCCCAACCUGUACAGCUGGGGGGAAAACUACGCCGGCAGCUCCGGGCUGAUGAGCGUGUCUCCGGACCUCAACCCCAUGCAGAGGGCCCGCAGCGGAACGUUUGAUAUGUUGGAGAUGGACCGUCUGGAGCGACAGCUGGUGAACCUGCCCCUGCUGCAGGAUGCGUCCUCCUACAUCCCCGACACGGUGGACCUGACGGAGGACGCCCUGGCCAGGGAGUACUGGCUCUACUGCUUCCAGGAGGCCCUGGACGGGGUGGUGAAGAGGGCUGUGGCCAGCCAGCCAGACCUCCCUGAGGUCGCGGAGCGGGCGGAGAAGUUCCGUCAGAAGUACUGUCACAAGCUCCAGACCCUGCGACACCAGCCCUUUGCUUACGGAUCCCUCACUGUCAGAAGCCUAUUAGACACAAGAGAACACUGUUUAAACGAGUUCAACUUUCCCGACCCCUACUCUAAGAUUAAGCAGAGGGAGAAUGACAUGGCCCUCAAGUACUACCAGAAGGCCGUGAGCUCCCUGGAGCAGCUGAGCUGGGAGCAGAGGCAGUUUGCCCUGGUCCGGGGCCUGCUAGCGGGGAACGUAUUCGACUGGGGGGCCAAGGCUGUUUCUGACGUUCUGGAAUCCGAUCCAGAGUUUGGCUUUGAGCAGGCAAAGCGACAGUUGGAAGAACGUCCUUGGCUCGUUGAUGCUUUUGACCAAUGGCUGGAGAGACUGAAGGGUCCUCCUCACAAGUGUGCCUUGUUUUUCGUAGAUAAUAGUGGGAUAGACAUCAUUCUGGGGGUGUUCCCCUUUGUCAGAGAGCUCCUCUAUCGAGGAACAGAGGUUGUACUUGCCAGCAACUCUGCUCCAGCUCUGAAUGAUGUGACCAAUGGUGAACUGCAGAUUCUGACUGAGAGGAUUGCUGCCAUGGACCCUGUCAUUCAGACUGCCGUCAAGGAGGACAAGCUUGUCUUGGUCCAGAGUGGCUCCAGCUCUCCCUGUCUAGACUUGAGUCGUCUGGACAAGGUCCUUGCCAUGGUUGUGCGCGAGCGCCACACCGACCUGGUGAUCAUCGAGGGGAUGGGCCGCGCCAUCCACACCAACUACUACGCGUCGCUCAGCUGCGAGAGCCUCAAGAUGGCCGUCCUCAAGAACUCGUGGCUGGCCGACCGGCUGGGGGGCAAGCUCUUCAGCGUGGUGUUCAAGUACGAGGUGCCCCUGAAACCUCACCAGGAGUUGGCGGCGCUGACGCCGUCAUGAGCUCCCCAGGACUCCUCCGGGCUGAUUGGUUCUACAGACACAACUAUAGGAGUGUACAUGACAUGCACCAUACAUGCUGUAUCUAUAGGAGCUUCUAUAGGAGUAUAUCUGUAGGAGCAUGUAUGGACACCUGUGUUAGAGGUACUUCUUGGAGCCUACAUCUCUCGCAGCUUUACAUAGUUGUAUACAUCCAUAGGAGCUUCUUGUAGGAGGUUACAUCUAUAUGGGCCUAACUGGAGUACAAGUCUAUAGGAGCUACCUUUAGACACAUCUAUAAUCGUGUCUAGGAGCAGGCUGGAGGAGUCCUGCUGGUGUUUAUGAUUGGAUGAAAUCAUGACUUACCUGAUGAAUGGUACUGGCUCAGGCAUUAUCAAUAACCAAUGGACUCUGGAUGAUUUAAAAGACAUGCGGAGGGAUUUAAUACGGAGUUGUUUCUUAAUAUCAAACUGUACUCAUUGUUUUGUGUUUUCUUCCGGUUUCACUAGAGCCUAUACACAGUUAACCAUGGUUUGCACCAACAACUUCAGUGUUCUGGCUAAUCCACAAUCUGAAUAUAGCCUACGUAAGCAGCCAAAACCAACUGUUGUUAGUGGUUGCUGGAGGUGUGUGUGUGUGUGUGCGUGCCAGCUCAAAAGAGGGACAGACAGUUCAUGGAAACGAAAUCUGUAAUCAGCAAGUACCCCGUCGUCACGCGUCAGCAUCCCAGCCGUUCCCAUGGCAACGCUGCUCUGCCACGG
This is a messenger RNA of Osmerus eperlanus (European smelt), 3125 nucleotides long. It is a transcript of the gene pank4, whose product is annotated as pantothenate kinase 4 (inactive). Gene Ontology annotation, biological process: coenzyme A biosynthetic process. The record is from RefSeq and is a predicted model, not a curated record. Gene Ontology annotation, cellular component: cytosol; nucleus. Bases 46 to 2388 code for a protein of 780 amino acids. Lineage: Eukaryota; Metazoa; Chordata; Actinopteri; Osmeriformes; Osmeridae. Gene Ontology annotation, molecular function: ATP binding; pantothenate kinase activity. The transcript is spliced from 19 exons.